AUGGCACUACCCUACCCCCCGCCACUGACGCCCAUUGAGCGGGUGCUCGCCCCCAGCGCGGACCUGGGCCACACGCCGCCGAAGAAGAUCAACCCGCUGCCGUAUGUCUAUCUGAAGCUCGUGCGGCUGCGGCCGAUUGUGGGCGUGGGCGUCAAUUUCAGGAUGAGGCUUUCUGACGGGGUGGAGUUUGUGCACGCCUAUUUCGUCAGCACCAAAUUCGACGAGUUUGUGCACAACGGGACCAUCAAGGUCGGGCAAGUCAUUGAAGUGCGGCGAUACGUGUUGGGUGUGCAUCCGAGUGGCGGUACGAGCUUUGUGGGGUUGGUGUGGAUAUAUCCAAUCCCGUGUGCGGUUGUUAAUGCCCGGUCGACUGUUUCUAAUGGCCCGAGUGCUGCUGUCAAUGGUUCGACUGUUGCCAAUGGCUCGAAUGGUGUCAAUAGCUCGAAUAUUGCUAUCAAUGGGCCAAAUACUGCCGUCAAUGGCCCAAGAGCUAUCGUUAAUGGCGGCCCAACUGUUGUCAAUGGCCCAACGACUGUCAAGGACCCAAGUACUAUCGCCAAUGGCUUAAGUACAGUAGUCAAUGACGAUAGUAUUGCCGUCAAAAACUCAAGUACCGCCGCCAGUGGCCCAAAUAAUGUUAUCAGCAUCGCCGUCCCAGCUCUCCAAUGGCCCCCGAUCACCGUACCAAAUAUCUGGCUCAUAUCCAGCGCCAAACUAACAGAGGACAUGAUCAACAUAAAAAGAACAAUGCUAAACAACCUGGCAAGCAAGAAUAUGCGAAACGCUAAUUUUCUCGUUAUCGUACUAGAGAGGCGGAAACGCCCCGACAGUAAAUCAAUCCCCAAGCAAGACUGGUACCUCUGGGACCAGUCCUCCAACGACCGCAAGACCAUAAUCAGCGUCUGGGGCGAGCUCUGCACCGAGUUCCAACCCGAACCAGGCACAAUCGUCGCCCUCUGGGAUGUCCAGAUCAACACCCGGUACGAGGACAACCCAAACUCAGCAAGGCUGACGCGCUUGACAAAGGGCGGGCUGGGCCACUUGAAUGCCUACAAGAACAAGCGCCCAAAGGGCCUGAUGGACCCGGAGGAUGUGAUGGGGUACCAUGAGUUGAAGGAGGCAUGGCAGGCAUUGCAGCGCGGCAGGAUUACUUGGGAGGGUUAA
Morchella sextelata is the source of this 1164-nucleotide messenger RNA. RefSeq lists its product as uncharacterized. Bases 1 to 1164 code for a protein of 387 amino acids. The transcript has 5 exons. The record is from RefSeq and is a predicted model, not a curated record. Lineage: Eukaryota; Fungi; Ascomycota; Pezizomycetes; Pezizales; Morchellaceae.